Plasmodium reichenowi is the source of this 1959-nucleotide messenger RNA. RefSeq names its product sodium-dependent phosphate transporter. Gene Ontology annotation, cellular component: membrane. Gene Ontology annotation, biological process: phosphate ion transmembrane transport. NCBI's taxonomy places the organism in Eukaryota, Apicomplexa, Aconoidasida, Haemosporida, Plasmodiidae. The transcript is spliced from 2 exons. Gene Ontology annotation, molecular function: phosphate transmembrane transporter activity. The record is from RefSeq and is a predicted model, not a curated record. The coding region runs from base 1 to 1959 and encodes 652 amino acids.
AUGGUCACAGGUCCUGAUAUGUUAUGGUUGGUUAUUACGAGUGGCAUAGCAUGUUUUUUUAUGGCCUUUGUUACUGGAGCUAACGACAUAGCGAACACAUUUAGUACAUCUAUAGGUUCAAAAGCUAUUUCUAUAAAAAAGGCUUUAAUUGUUGCAUUUUUUUUUGAAGCAUUAGGAGCUUCCUUAUUAGGAGGUACAGUUACUGAUUCCAUACGUUCGAAGAUAAUAAAUUUUCAAGUUUUCUAUGACACUCCAGAAUUUUUAAUGUUAGGAAUGUGUUGUGCCCUUAUGGGUGCAACGGUUUGGUUAGCUGUAGCUACAAGAGCUGGAUUACCUGUAUCAACAACUCAUAGUAUUAUAGGAGCAUUAUUAGGUUUUGGAUUAGCGACAGGUAAUAUGAAAUCAAUAAAAUGGGAAAAAAUUAAUAAUAUUGUAAUAUCUUGGUUAGCUGCUCCAAUAUUAGCUGGAACCUGUUCUGCAAUAGCAUUUACUGUAUUAAGAAUGUUAAUUUUGAGAAAAAAAAAUUCUUUUGAAAUAAUAAAAAAGAUGUAUUGGUUUUUAAUAUUUUUAAUUACCUUACCAUUUAGUGUUUUUUUAAUAUUCCAUAACCCAAUAGUAAUAAAUACACAAUGUAAAAUGAAGAAAGAUGGAAAAGUGAUUGUAUCAUCACCAUGUUAUAUUGAAGACUGGAGUGCUGCUCAUAGUUUUUAUGCGUCUAUUAUAUGUAUCAUAUUAUCAUCUGUAUUAACAGCAAUAGGUUCUUUUGUUAUAUAUAUUAUAUAUAACAAAAGGAUAAAUAAUUACAAUUUGAAGAAAAAAAUUUUUUGUGAAGAAUUAGCUGAUAUAGAAAAGAACCCACAGAAUAAUUUCUGCGCAAUUAUUAACAGUAGUUUAAAUUCUGUAGCAUCAAAUGAAACCCAGUUAACCCAAGCAAAUAACAAAACACCUAAUGGAACCAAGCAAAACCAAGUAGUUAAUAGCACUAAGAGUAAUAAUAGUAUUAUAUUAGUAUUACCAGGUGAUAAAAAUGUAAAGAGUCAACAAGAUGAUUCCAAAACAAAAGGAACCGACAAAACAGGAAGUGUAGAAUCACAUCAUGUGGUACAUAUUAAAGAUAAUGAAAGCGAAGAGAAAUCUCAUGAAAAUAUGUUAAAAAAGAAUGUUGAUAAGGUUACCAACAUGAACGAAAAUAAUAAUAACAGCAACAGCAAUAAUGGUAACAUUAAUAGUAAGAGUAAUGAGGGAAAAGGUAAAGGAGGAGGAGAUUUAAAAAAUAUGGAAAAUGUUAUUAUAGAAAACUUCGAUCCACAAACAGAAAUUGUAUUUUCCUCCUUACAAAUUAUAAGUGCUAUAUUAGGUGUUGUAGCUCAAAGUGCUAACGAUACAGCUAAUGCUAUCGGUCCAUUUGCUGCUGUGUUUAAUACAUAUAAUAAUGGAAUUAGAGGGAAAAUUAAAGUACAGUGGUAUAUACUUUUAUUUGGGGGUUUAUCCAUGUCUUUAGGUUUAUCUAUUAUGGGAUAUAGAGUUAUUAAAACUGUUGGUAUGAAGUUAAUUAAAAUAACACCUGCUAGAGGUUUUACCAUAGAACUUAUUUCCGGACUUGUUGUUUUAUUUUUUAGUAUAUGUGGUAUUCCUUUAAGUUCUACACACUGUGCAGUUUCUAGUGUUAUAGGUUUAGGUCUAGUUGAGGCCAAAAUGAAUGCAGAUAAUAAAAAACAUGCAAGAAAAUCUAUGGACAAGGAUAUAAUUCAAGUUGACAAGGAUAAAAGUUUUACCCUAACAGAAAAAAUUAAAUAUCCAUUUUCUUUUCUUAAUACAUCUUGUGUUAAUCUGAGAUUAUUUAGAACAGUUUUUCUUUCUUGGAUACUUACUGUAGUUUUUUCAGCUACUGUGACCGCAGGUAUUUACUCCUUCGCAGCAUAUAGUCCAUCUUACAUAAUGAAGAUGCAAACUGUUUAA